Molecule: messenger RNA, 3622 nt
Organism: Labeo rohita (rohu)
Lineage: Eukaryota; Metazoa; Chordata; Actinopteri; Cypriniformes; Cyprinidae
Product: probable global transcription activator SNF2L2
Exons: 5
Coding region: 1819-2760 (313 amino acids)
Biological process (GO): chromatin remodeling
Cellular component (GO): RSC-type complex
Molecular function (GO): protein binding
Source: RefSeq, a predicted model, not a curated record
GAAAGACAUGAACAUUGAAGAGGAACUACUCCUUUAACUUAGUAGAACAUUACAAUAAAGUACAAUUUAUAAGAGGAAUAGAUCACCAAAAAUGGAAAUUUGCUUAAAUUUUAGGUAAUCCAUAACAUAGAUGAGUUUGGUUCUUCAUUGACACAGAUUGGACAAAUUUAGCAUUACAUCACUUGCUCACCAGUGGACCCUCUGCAGUGAAUGGGUGCCAGCAAAUGAGAGUUCAAACAGUUGAUAAAAAUAUCACAAUAAUCCAGAAGUAAUCAACAUAACUAAGUCCAUUAAAUUAACAUUUUGUGGAGUGAAAAGCUGUCUUUUUAUAAUAACUAAAUCCAUCAUUAAUUUGUUUUUAACUUCAAAUCAUUGCUUCCUGCUAAAUAUAAAUUCUUUACCCAUAAUAUUGCUUUUAAAGGGGUCAUGAACUGCCUUUUUUAUUAUUUUGUACUGUUCUCUGAGUUCCACUUACAAUGUUAUCAAGAUUUUGACAUAAAAAAACAUAAUUUAGAAGUAAUAGGCGAUUUUCUGUCAUGUUUAGACCCUCCUCAUCGGAAAGCUCUGUUUAAAUUGGCUUCGUGGUGGAUUGUAAACUUGGAAGUAAACAUUCACUGCUAUGAUUGGCUAAUAGUUGUGUAUGUUUGACAGCCUACAUCCUGCAUAGAUGGACACUGCUGUGAAUUAGGUUAAAAACACAUAAAUACUCAAUGCACAUCAAAUGAUCUGUAACAACAGACAAAGCAAUAGCGACCGUGUAAUAAAAACAGUUACUCACACUUGUGUGGUGCAAACAUAUUGUCUUCAGAGCCAUCUUUAUCAUCUGAUUCCUGCAUAGACCUGCAUUUGCCUGAGGCGAUGUUUAGCCACACUGUUACAUCAUAAACCUGUUGUUUUGGCAGAUUGGCAUCAAUAUAAUCUGUUUUUAGACUAACCAGAAAGUUUUGAGUUCUGAAACUUAUAGGAUGUUUUUAUAGUACAAUUACCUCCUAUAUGUCAAAAUAUCAGGAGAAUUUUGAUUUCUCAGUUCAUGACCCCUUUAACUGAGGGUGAGUAAAUAUUCAAAUUUGGGGGAACUCUUCCUUUAAAAUGAAUGCAUAGGUAUUAUUAAUGAAAAGCAGUUUUAUAGCAUUGAUUCAUUUUGAUUAAUAUUCUACAUAUGCGUUUUUAUUAGUUUUUAUGAAGUCAUGAAUUUACAACGAAUAUUUAUAAAUUAGCAUUAACCUUGAUUAAAUAAAUGCUAUAAAAGAAUUGUUCAUUAUCAUGGUAGUCUAUCUUAAGAUGAACCAUAUGUGACCCUGGACCAAAGAACCAAUCAUUUAUAGAUUUAUGCACCAUAAAUGCACCAUAAGCUUUCCGUGAAUGUAUGGAUUGUUAGGAUGGGACAAUAUUUGGCCGAGAAACAUCAAUUUGGAAAUCUGCAAUCCGAAGGUGCAAAAAAAUUAAAAUCUUGAGAAAAUAGCCUUUAAAGUUGUCCAAAUGAAGUUCUUAGCAAUGCAUAUUACUAAUCAAAAAUUAUAUAUUUACGGUAGGAAAUAUCUUUAUGGAACAUGAUCUUAAUAUCCUAAUGACUUUUGGCAUAAAAGAAAAAUGGAUCAUUUUGACCCAUACAAUGUACUGUUGGCUAUUGUUACAAAUAUACCUGUGGAACGUAUGACUGGUUUUGUUGUCCAGGGUACAUAUUGUAAAGUGUUACUCCUAACUCUAUCUUAAAAAGUAUUAACAAAACAUCACUUUCUGAAACAUUAAGCAAGUUAAUGAAGAGACAAUAAAAGAAAGAAAUUCAUUAAACAACGACUAUUUAUAGUUGUAGGUAUUAUGCACAGUAAGGAUACUUUUCAGUUCCAGGCUAUCCAAAACGGUGUGUCUGAGGUUAUGGAGGAGGAAAGCAACUUAAAGAAACGAAAAAGCGAUCAACAAGGCAACCAGGGCUCUGAGACUGGUCAGGAGGUGGUGGAGAAGGUCAAAAAGCGACGAGGUCGCCCACCUGCAGAGAAGCUGCCGCCCAACCCUCCCAAACUCACAAAACAGAUGAACACCAUCGUAGACAUGGUCAUCAACUACAAGGACACGUUGGGCCGACAGAUCAGUAAAGGUUUUGUUCAGCUGCCCUCAAGAAAAGAGGUGCCAGAGUACUACGAGCUCAUCCGCAAGCCUGUCGACUUCAGGAGGAUCAGGGAGAGAGUGCGUAAUCACAAAUACAGGUGCAUUGCAGACCUGGAAAAGGAUAUCAUGCAGAUGUGCCACAAUGCCCAGACGUUUAAUCUGGAAGGAUCUCAGAUCUUUGAGGACUCCAUUGUUUUGAAGUCUGUUUUUGAGAGUGCAAGACAGCGAAUAGUGGAGCUCAGCGAGGAAGACAAUGAUGCUGUUGGAAGCAGUGAAGCAGAUGGUGGCCGUCUUUUAAAUUUAGAGGGUAAGUCAAAAUGCAUGUUUUGUCUUGUCAAGUUAAAGAUGAAAAUUUAUAUUAAAUAUGUGGACAUUCAUUCAUUCUUAGGGAUGCAACCCGAAAAGCAUAAAUGUGUAAGACUACACAUAAAAAUCAGUCAAAUUAUUAAUGAUAAAGUGUGUAUUUCAGGAAGGGUAAAAUUAAAUGUUUUUGUCUUAAAAGCUCCAGUUUCAGUGUCAACAAAUCCCAAGCUGGAUGAAAAAAAGGAGAAAAAUAAAACGGUUCCUAGUAAUUCCAGCCCAAAGGAGGUCACAAACAGUGAUGAAGACCUUGGCAAAGAAUGUGCAAAUAACACAAGAGGACUAUUAAAUUAGACCCCGAAUGUUGAUCUAAUGAGCGUUGUAUGCCAUUUUAAGAACAUUGUAUGGCCAUUUCAGUCCAGUUUCCUUGCUGUUUCAGUCAAGGAUUUGUUCAAAAUGUGACCUCUCUCAUUAUAAUGGUUGCUUAAAACUCCUUUGUAAAACCUUUGUAUUCUAAAAACAACAUUGUUAAUGCAGUCCUUCUGCAGUGAUACAUCUAAAAUUGGCAUUGUUUUCGUGUAUUUAUAAAAUGUAAAUAAGUCAUAAACCCAAAAUAGAUAAUAUCAUGGUGAAAAAGGUCUGUAAGUUCAGACUGCCUGAAAACUUUCACUCUUUUUUCCCCAAGAAUGGAAAAAAAAAAAUGGUGGUAUGACAUAUUAUGAUAUUGUAUGAUCAUUUAAACGGAUGCAUUCAAUCUUUCAAGAUGGUAAAGCUAUGCUAAAUUUGCAAGCUAUUAUGUCUCUGUUUCAGAGAAUUUUUAAUCGGUGGUUUUUGUGACUAUGAGCACUUUGUCAUCCCCUCUUUGUACGUUUCCCUUUCCUUCAUUAACUGUCAACAUCUUAAAAAAAAUUGAACAAUUUUAUUUAGCCGCUGUUUAUCUUUCUUUAGUUAUCACAGGAUCUUAACUAUCUGUACAUAGAGGAGUUGGGGCAUGAUGGCAAUGUAUUCUUUGGUGACAGAUCAGAUACUGCCCUCAAAGAGAGGCACCUAUUGAUGACGCUGUCACGUUUGUGUGUUCGGUUUAUGAUGGAUGGGAGAAGUAGUGUGUUUGUGGACAGAUUCUGACAUUGCAAUGUAUGGGGUUUAUAUGAUGUUGAAAGGGCAAGAAGGUUUGAGUCAUCAUAUUACAAAAAUAAACAUUUUUAUGAAAUCACAA